This is a messenger RNA of Physeter macrocephalus (sperm whale), 1717 nucleotides long. It is a transcript of the gene CD83, whose product is annotated as CD83 molecule. Bases 105 to 704 code for a protein of 199 amino acids. The record is from RefSeq and is a predicted model, not a curated record. The transcript has 5 exons. Lineage: Eukaryota; Metazoa; Chordata; Mammalia; Artiodactyla; Physeteridae.
CUUCCGCCGCCCGCGGGGAUCCCCCGGGACUGCCGCCCGGGGAAGUCCCGGUGCGUGCGGGUACAAGAGGCAGCUCCGGGGCCCCAAUCCGGCAGUCCCCAGCGAUGUCGCGCGGCCUCCAGCUCCUGCUCCUGAGCUGCGCCUGCAGCCUGGUGCCCGCGGCGCGGGAGGUGACGGUGGCCUGUUUGGAGGAUGUGGACUUGCCCUGCCCUGCCCCCUGGGACCCGCAGGUCCCCUACGCGGUCUCCUGGGCCAAGCUCACAAAUGGAAGUGCAGAGAGGAUGGAGGUGCCCCAGGAGGACCUGCAGCCCUAUCAGCAGAGGGCCUCUUCAGAGGCCCCCAGGGAAAGGCUGUAUUCCCUGAGGAUCCAAAACACUACCAGCUGCAACUCGGGGACCUACAGGUGCACUCUGGUGGAUCCAGAAGGGCAGAGAAACCUAAGUGGCACCACGAUCUUGAAAGUGACAGGAUGCUCUAAGGGACGCAAAGAAGAGACUUUUAAGAAAUACAGAGCUGAGGUUGUCCUGCUGUUGGCUCUGGUCAUUUUCUACGUCACACUCAUCAUUUUCACUUGCAAGUUUGCACGACAGCAGAGUAUUUUUCCAGACUUUCUUAAACCUGCCACGGAAAAUGCUUUUCUCCCAGUUACCCCCCCAGAUAAGCAUUUGGAGCCAGUGACCCUUCACAAAACGGAACUGGUGUGAGCAGGAUGUCUGCAGAUUGUUUUUCCAAGGUUGAAGGCUCCGUGGUGUGCGUCCACGUCACAAUGGACAGGAGAAGCCUGAGCCCCACACUGAAGACACCAUCCUUCCUGUGAAGCCCUUCACUUGACUGCAACAUCCAAAAGUGGAUCCCACCCCACUUUUUGUGAGCAGGGCCUUGAAAAUUGUGACAUGACCACAAAGCACGGGGCCGCCUACAGGGUGCUUUCCAGUGCUGCUCCUUUAUGACCUUCUUAGCGUUUUAUUCAGCUAUCUGGUCAACCUCUUGGACAAGUUUUUUUCAGUCUUAGAAAAGCUAUGGUGAGAUGCAGUUGGAAAAGGACCUUGGGAUAUAUGAAUGCCUGGAGUUGGCCCUGUGUAGACCCUUGAGGGCAGCUGUCCUCUUCCACAUCUGGAAAACAUCUCUGAAUUUGCUGUGUUUUCUUGUCUAAGCCCAGAUGUUUUAUGUCUGGGAGAAAGUGACAGGCUAAGCUGAGAGACAGAGGGAAAUAUUUAGCAAAUAGUUUCCCGGCAUGAAGGCCCUGCUAUUACCAAGGAGUAUGAUGUGUACGCAGAAAUAACAGGUCGAUGAACUGUCCCCAGCAGGGCCUUUUAUCUGGGAAAGGCAUCCAUAAAGAAGCAAUAGAGAAGAAUGUCACAAUUAUUUUUAUAUCUGUGUAUACUUGUCAAAGAAGGAUUUGUGCUUCUUCUCCUUUUGAAAUCUGUAUCUUCAGUUAGAUAUUGUUGUUAACUGACAAGCAACCUGCAUAUGGAGGGUGAGAAGAAGUCGGAAACUGUGACAAUAGGAGGGAGAGCUAUUUAGGGACCUGAUGAAAAUGCUGGACCAAUUGUGCAAACUGGAUGCUGGCCCCAGUUGUCCCACUACUUAGCUGUCUGAUCUUGGACAAGAUCCUUAUGGUUUCUACUUUCUCAGUUGUAAACCAAAAGGUUGAUGUAUGCGUUGAUUGAAAAAAACGUAUGUGAAAAUUCUUUGAAAGAGUAUAAAGCACUAUCCA